AUGUCUGUCUUCAGCACUCUUCUCAAGGCCGGCCUCAUGGCCCUCGCCAUGAGCAUGCUCAUCACCAGUGGCCACGCUGCUCCAGCUGCAUCGUUGCAUCCAGUUUGGGAUCCAGUGCACGGAAAAUGGGACUUCAACUGCCUUGUGGAUAAGCCGCAACUUCCCACCCCUGGCGCUGUCAGACCCACGCACUGCCCUCCAGUCUCCUCCGACAGCGUGACUAGCACCACUCGCACUGUCGCCGUCCGACCAACGACCACCACCUCUGCUUUCCCAACCUUGGUCCCCGGUACGAACGGCACCACUCCCCAGAACUUGACCGGCAUCCAACCCACCAUCCCCAUCGAUGGCAACUCGACUGUCGAGGCCAGGGCGGAAAGAGUGUCCGUCCAUGCACCACGAAUUCCCAUAAAUACCCACAGCGAGGUAGCCAGAAAAACAAUGUCCUGUGAAGACAGGUGGAUAUAUCCAGCCGCCUGCAGCAUGGGGAAGAAUUUCCCAACCGCUGCUCCAACAGGUCCCAAAGAACACAACGGCAACGACAACCAAGGUGAGGAACGUCCAAGACAUACUACGUGGAAGUACCGCGGUGAAGAGGGUCCAAUACAUCCACCACACGCCAGCCAUACCCACAGCGAGGUAGCCAGUGAAACAACAACAACGACCAGUGAAACAAUUCUCAUCUACCCACCAGGCUUCUUCACACGUACCCACAGCAUGGACAAGAAUAGUCCAACUGCUGCUCCAACAGGUCCCAAAGAACACAACGGCAAACGCAACAACGGUGAGGAUGGUGAAGAUCUUUCUGGGCUUAUGGGACACCACAGUGAGCAGGCUUGGAAAUCUAUCCUGCCUCGACCCCACAACAGUCAUACCAGCACCAUGAAAAAGCCAGUACCAACUGGCAUACCCCGCCCCGGUCACGGCGCCCAUGGUGAGGAGGGUCCAAGAUAUAAUUCGGCACAUCCCCUGAUUCCACCACACACCAGCCAUACCCACAGUGGUAACAUGACGGCGCCGACUGGUCGUCCAGCAGGUCCUAAAGAACACAACGAUAUGAUCCAAAACAACGCCGCCAGCGUCGAAGUUCGUGGCCAACAUGGCCAUCAUGGCCGUCCAGGCAAGCCCGACAACAAUGACAACGGUAACGGCAACAACGGUGGAAGCAACGGAAACAACGGUAACAACGGUGGUGGCAACACUAACAACGGUGGUGUAGGCGAGGCCAUUGUCGUCAACGCCUGCCCCUUCUCCGUCCAGAGCAACAUUGUCCACGCUCCACGUCCAGGUGUCGCCGGCGCUCCCGAAGAAAUCUUCAGCGUCCUUGCCCCAGGUCAGACCGCCACCCACGCCUUCAGCCACGACCCAAAGAUGGGCAUCAGCUGGAAGGUCUGGCGCACCGACGUGGCCAACCACUCCCCCAUCCAGUUCGAGUGGACUUACGUGCCGGAACAGGGCCGCACAUGGUACGACCUCAGCAUGAUCGACGCCGGCAAGAUCGCGUACACGGACCCCAAUGCUUCAGGAAAGAUUUUUGGAGAUGCCGAUGGCUAUGGUGAUUACGUUGGCCAAGUUGCUGUCAAGCAUGCCUUCGCCGAUCACGGCAUGACUUUGACCCCGAUGUCCGGUGGCAACGUGUUGACCGAGGGCAACUGUGUUGCCGUACGAUGCCAGCCUGGCGAUGAGUUCUGCAAGGAUGCUUAUAAUGUCUGGAACGACUGGGGUCAACAGCGUGAUUGCGCCCAGGGUGCCAGCUUGAAGUUGACGCUCUGUGGUUAA
This is a messenger RNA of Exophiala viscosa, 1779 nucleotides long. RefSeq lists its product as uncharacterized. Lineage: Eukaryota; Fungi; Ascomycota; Eurotiomycetes; Chaetothyriales; Herpotrichiellaceae. The coding region runs from base 1 to 1779 and encodes 592 amino acids. The transcript has a single exon. The record is from RefSeq and is a predicted model, not a curated record.